This is a messenger RNA of Microbotryum saponariae, 2494 nucleotides long. The record is from the annotation of a GenBank genome assembly. NCBI's taxonomy places the organism in Eukaryota, Fungi, Basidiomycota, Microbotryomycetes, Microbotryales, Microbotryaceae.
AUGAUCGUGUACGAGGUGGCCGUGCCGUGUGAGCCGCGGGCAGUCUAAGCGGGUCUAAGCGGGUCUACGCGGGUCUACGCCAGUCUACGCCUCUAUAUAGAUCUGCUGAGCUGUGCCGGUCGUUCACGUGGCUUUCCCCGUUUCGCGCAGGUGGCUCACUUUUGCUUCCUCUCUUUCCACCCCACUCCCCUCCCCUCCAACUCUCCUUACCCCCCCCCCCCCCAAAAAAAUGUAAGUUGCCUCUCUCUUUUUCCCCCUACUCUCCCCUCCACCCUAAUCCCCCCCCCCCCCCCCUGCUCUCUCCCUCUCUCUCCAGGGUCGUCGGCGCGGCAGAGACGAAACCGACCAAGAAAGCGCUCGCCGCUCAAAAGCGGCUCGCCUCCCAACCGGCCCUCUCCGCCGUACCCAAAGGCCAAGAUCCGACCGUGACGACGGUGGACAAGCCUGCGAAUGACAAGGUACGUUCAUGCGCGCGCGACUCCCACAAAGAUAGAUCGGUCGGAACCGAACCGGGAAUCGAGGCUCGACGUGCCCGUGCCCGUGCCCGUGCCCGUGCCCGUGCUGGUGCCCUUUGCUCGUGCUAAGCCCGUUGCCCCGAUUCCUUCCUCCUGAUCGUUAAUCUUAACCCCGCGUGACUGACUCGUCUCUACCUCUCACAGACGGAACACCAUUCCGGUCGACCGGACAAGAGCGCCUACGACAAGGAACAAGAAGCGCUCAGGGCCCAGAUCGAAGCGCUCCAACUCAAGUCCGUGCGUAGUAAACCCUCGUUCCUCCUUUCUACUACCCAACCCAACGCGUGCAAAAAAACCAAAACCAAAAAAAAAAAACUGAACUGACCGUUCCGUAUCCUCCGACCGCUGCCCAGACGGACGUGCGGAAUCGGAUCGCGGCCACGUCGGGUAAAGGACCGCACCAAGAUCGAAAAGUCGCGCUCCGUGCCCAACUCGAUAGCCUGCGCGCCGAAUCGCAAAAACUCAAGGGUGGACGCGGCAAGACGUUCGAGCAACUGAAGGCGAUGCAGGAUGGCCUUUCCAACAAGGUGCGUCCAUGUCGAGGAGCGGCGGGGCGGGGUAAACGGCCUGUCGUCGUUGCCGGCGCGGGGGGUGGGGUUCUCACCUUUUUGACCUUUUCGUUUUGUCCAUCGCAGAUCAAGGAGUUGCAAGCCGCCAAAUCCAAGGCACCUUUCAAGUCCGUCACCGACGUCGAUGCCCAAAUCAAGUGAGCUCUCUAUCCUUUCUUGCCCUCUAUUCUUUCCGCGGCUCUGACCCGCUCUGCCUCCCCUCUUGCAGAUCUCUCGAACGCCAAGUCGAAUCCGGAACGAUGAAACUCGUCGACGAGAAAAAGGCGCUUCAAGAGAUUUCGAAUUUGAGAAAAGCGCGCAAGAACGUCGAAUCGUUCUCUGCGCAACAAGCCGCUAUCGAUGAGGAGAGGAAGAAGAUUGAUGAAAUUCGCGCGACGAUGGACUCGCCCGAGAACAAGGCCAAUCAGGACAAACUCAACGAGGUCCGCGCCGAGUUGGAUGAGAUCAACAAGCAGCACGAUGAAGUGUCCAAAGGUCGGGACGCCUUGUUCGAGGAACGGAAUGCGAUUUCGAAGCAAUUGGACGAGGUCUAUGGUAAGAAGAAGGCCUCGGCGUUCGCUUACAAGGAGGCCAACGACAAGUACUGUGAGUCCGACACCGCGCUCGGCAUCUUCACCUGUUCUAACCCCUGCCUGGUGCCAAUCGUUCCAAGACCAAAAAAUGCACGACGACCGCCAAAAACGCCAAGAACGUUUCCAAGCCGAGCGCAAAGCGAACGAAGACGCCAAACGCAACGAGAUCAACCUUCGCCUGCUCGAAGAAGCGCAAGCCCCGGCCUUUGAACGCGAGAUCGAGGAUUGUCGUAACCUCAUCGACUCGUUCAACAAACGGAUCGGGAACGUCUCUUCGAAUUGUACUUUGGCUACCUCGACGCCUUUGUACGAGCGUUCGGCGAUCGCCGGCGUCAAGGCUUUGGAAUUGAGGAAGGUCGAGGAGGGUCCUCCCGCGGGUGCGGUCGCGUUGAAGAAGAAGAGUGAUCAAGAGGAAGAGUCGUGGGGUGGUUUCGGAGGUAAAUCGAAGAAGAAGGGAGGCAACAACCUCAAAAAAUCAGCUGCGACGAACGGCGCCGCGACCGAAGAGGACAUCCCCUCCUCCUCCUCCUCGUCUUCGUCACAAGCCCUCAACCUCCCCUUCGGUACCCUCUCAGCUUUAUUGACCCUCGGUAUUCCAGCCCCUCUGACCCUCUCUGACGUACCAUCGACGAUCGAAGCCUUGGAAACGAAGAAAAAGUACCUCGUUGACAACCAAGAGCGCGUGACGAAAGAACGCGUCGCCGCGGUAGAGAAGAAGAUCAAAGCCGCCGAGGCCAAGUCUUCCUCCAACGGUGCCGCAACAGAAGAGAAGAAGAACGAUACCGAGCAGUCGACCGAGUCGUCGGAGAAGGUUGCGGAUGCGGUCGAGGAGGCGUAG